AUGAAUGAAACUGGAACAGGUGGGUAUAACGCCCUGAGUUCUAAAGCAAUAUGACGAAACUCAACAACAAACCGCAAAUAGCAGCAACACCUGAAUAGUUCAAUCCAAAGGUUGCAGCUCCCAGGUUAUCACGACGUUCAACUUCAUUUACUUCUGGUAAGCUCAGGGUGCUGAACGCUUGAGCGUAUUGGUCUCUCAAUCCCAACUCCAGUCUGACAUCGCUGUAAAUGUCUUCAAGGGCAUCAAUAGCAACAGUGGCAAUAUCCUCGGCAAUUUUAACGAGGAGGAGUUGGUCCCUAGUUGUAGUCAAUGGACAAUAAGUUGUGUAUUCCGUUUCGGAAUCCCAACUGGUCACAGUGACAACUGUAACACCGGUGCUGACAGUAUUGGUAUGGCAUGCGUCUUCGUGGCACGAGGUGAUUGUAACAACAGUAGUAGUCUUGGCAACUUCGGUGGUGGUCUUGGUAAUAAUCACUUCAUCAGAUCCAGUUGAGCUUGGUACAGUUGAUAGCUCGCUAGUUGUAAGAAUUGGAAUCGAGGAGCGCCGGCUCGAACUGAUCAAAGACGAUGAAGGAGUGUAUGGUAGUGAUGAAGAAGUGAUUGGUUCUGAUGAACUAGAUGGUAAAGAGCUUGAUGACGAGGAGUAUCCCAGUAAGAUAGACGACGAACUAGAUGGCUCUUCUGGUGUGCUUGAGCUUGCAACACUAGAUGACCAAGGUGCAGAUGAGCUUGAGCUAGGAGCCACAGACGAAGGAGAAGACGACGUUGAUGAGUUUGAGGAUUCAACUGAAGAUGACGACGACGACGAUGGUGAUGGGGCGGACCAGCUUGAGGACUCAACUGAAGAUGAUGAGGAUAGUUCAGCGCUGGAUGAUGGUGAAGCGCUGGAUGAUGGUGAAGCGCUUGAUGAAGAUGGCUCAGCGCUGGAUGAUGGUGCAGCCGAAGAUGAUGGUGAAGCGCUUGAUGAAGAUGGCUCAGCGCUGGAUGAUGGUGCAGCCGAAGAUGAUGGUGAAGCGCUUGAUGAAGAUGGCUCAGCGCUGGAUGAUGGUGCAGCCGAAGAUGAUAGUGAAGCGCUUGAUGAAGAUGGCUCAGCGCUGGAUGAUGGUGCAGCCGAAGAUGAUGGUGAAGCGCUUGAUGAAGAUGGCUCAGCGCUGGAUGAUGCAGGGGUCAAGGAUGAGGAUGGUUCAGCAGAUGACGACGGCUCAACACUUGACGAUGGCUCAGCAGAUGAAAAUGGCUCAACGCUGGAUGAUGGUGCAGCCGAAGAUGAUGGUGAAACGCUGGAUGAUGGUGCAGCCGAAGAUGAUGGUGAAACGCUGGAUGAUGGUGCAGCCGAAGAUGAUGGCUCAACGCUUGAUGACGAUGGCUCGACACUUGAUGAUGAUGGCUCAGCAGAUGAGGAUGGCUCAACGCUGGAUGAUGCAGGUGUCAAGGAUGAGGAUGCCUCAGCCGAAGAUGAUGGUUCGGCAGAUGACGAUGGUUCGGCAGAUGACGAUGGUUCGGCAGAUGAGGAUGGCUCAACACUUGACGAUGGCUCAGCUGACGAUGCGGAUGGUUCAGCAGAUGAAGAUAGCUCAACACUUGACGAUGGCUCAGCAGAUGAGGAUGGCUCAACACUUGACGAUGGCUCAACACUUGACGAUGGCUCAACACUUGACGAUGGCUCAGCUGACGAUGCGGAUGGUUCAGCAGAUGAAGAUAGCUCAACACUUGACGAUGGCUCAGCAGAUGAGGAUGGCUCAACACUUGACGAUGGCUCAACACUUGACGAUGGCUCAGCAGAUGAGGAUGGCUCAACACUUGACGAUGGCUCAACACUUGACGAUGGCUCAACACUUGACGAUGGCUCAGCUGACGAUGAGGAUGGUUCAGCGCUUGACGAUGGCUCAGCAGAUGAGGAUGGCUCAGCAGAUGAAGAUGGCUCAAAGCUUGAAGAUAGCUCAACACUUGACGAUGCCUCAGCCGAAGAUGAUGGUUCGGCAGAUGACGAUGGCUCAGCUGACGAUGAGGAUGGUUCAGCGCUUGACGAUGGCUCAGCAGAUGAGGAUGGCUCAGCAGAUGAGGAUGGCUCAACGCUUGACGAUGGCUCAACACUUGACGAUGGCUCAGCAGAUGAAGAUGGCUCAGCAGAUGAAGAUGGCUCAAAGCUUGAAGAUAGCUCAACACUUGACGAUGCCUCAGCCGAAGAUGAUGGUUCGGCAGAUGACGAUGGCUCAGCUGACGAUGAGGAUGGUUCAGCGCUUGACGAUGGCUCAGCAGAUGAGGAUGGCUCAACGCUUGACGAUGGCUCAACACUUGACGAUGGCUCAACACUUGACGAUGGCUCAGCUGACGAUGAGGAUGGUUCAGCGCUUGACGAUGGCUCAGCAGAUGAGGAUGGCUCAGCAGAUGAGGAUGGCUCAACGCUUGACGAUGGCUCAACACUUGACGAUGGCUCAGCAGAUGAAGAUGGCUCAGCAGAUGAAGAUGGCUCAAAGCUUGAAGAUAGCUCAACACUUGACGAUGCCUCAGCCGAAGAUGAUGGUUCGGCAGAUGACGAUGGCUCAGCUGACGAUGAGGAUGGUUCAGCGCUUGACGAUGGCUCAGCAGAUGAGGAUGGCUCAGCAGAUGAGGAUGGCUCAACGCUUGACGAUGGCUCAACACUUGACGAUGGCUCAGCAGAUGAAGAUGGCUCAGCAGAUGAAGAUGGCUCAAAGCUUGAAGAUAGCUCAACACUUGACGAUGCCUCAGCCGAAGAUGAUGGUUCGGCAGAUGACGAUGGCUCAGCUGACGAUGAGGAUGGUUCAGCGCUUGACGAUGGCUCAGCAGAUGAGGAUGGCUCAACGCUUGACGAUGGCUCAGCUGACGAUGAGGAUGGUUCAGCGCUGGAUGUCACGGCUGAAGCAGACGAUGAUGGCUCAGCACUGGAUGACUCGGCAGAUGAGGAUGGCUCGACGCUAGAUGAGGGCUCAACGCUUGAUGACGAUGGCUCGACACUUGAUGAUGAUGGCUCAGCAGAUGAGGAUGGCUCAACACUUGACGAUGGCUCAACACUUGACGAUGGCUCAACACUUGACGAUGGCUCAACACUUGACGAUGGCUCAGCAGAUGAGGAUGGCUCAACACUUGACGAUGGCUCAACACUUGACGAUGGCUCAAAGCUUGAAGAUAGCUCAACACUUGACGAUGCCUCAGCCGAAGAUGAUGGUUCGGCAGAUGACGAUGGCUCAGCUGACGAUGAGGAUGGUUCAGCGCUGGAUGUCACGGCUGAAGCUGAAGAUGGUUGCUCAACGCUUGAUGACGAUGGCUCGACACUUGAUGAUGAUGGCUCGACACUUGAUGAUGAUGGCUCGACACUUGAUGAUGAUGGCUCGACACUUGAUGAUGAUGGCUCAGCACUUGAUGAUGAUGGCUCAGCACUUGACGAUGAUGGCUCAGCACUUGACGAUGGCUCAGCUGAUGAGGAUGGCUCAGCACUGGAUGUCACGGCAGAUGAAGAUGGCUCAACGCUUGACGACGAUGGCUCGACACUUGAUGAUGAUGGCUCAGCGCUUGACGACGAUGGCUCGACACUUGAUGAUGAUGGCUCAACACUUGAUGAUGAUGGCUCAGCACUUGACGAUUCAGCUGAAGAUGGUGGCUCAACGCUUGAUGAUGGUGGCUCAACGCUUGAUGACGAUGGCUCAGCACUUGACGAUUCAGCUGAAGAUGGUUGCUCAACGCUUGAUGACGAUGGCUCGACACUUGAUGAAGAUGGCUCAGCACUUGACGAUUCAGCUGAAGAUGGUUGCUCAACGCUUGAUGACGAUGGCUCGACACUUGAUGAUGAUGGCUCGACACUUGAUGAUGAUGGCUCAGCACUUGACGAUGGCUCAGCUGACGAGGAUGGCUCAGCACUGGAUGUCACGGCAGAUGAAGAUGGCUCAACGCUUGACGACGAUGGCUCGACACUUGAUGAUGAUGGCUCAGCGCUUGACGACGAUGGCUCGACACUUGAUGAAGAUGGCUCAGCGCUUGACAAUUCCGCUGAAGAUAAUGGUUCAGCACCAGAUGAUGGCUGA
Molecule: messenger RNA, 4040 nt
Organism: Lodderomyces beijingensis
Lineage: Eukaryota; Fungi; Ascomycota; Pichiomycetes; Serinales; Debaryomycetaceae
Source: the annotation of a GenBank genome assembly